AGUACUGAUGUAAUUUUCAUUUCCUCGUCUGAAAGGGUCACAUACUCACAUGAGUGCAGACUCUGCUUAAAUUCCCUUUAAUAAGUUCGUUUUUGUGUCCAUUUAAUCAUUUUGCAGGGUUUAAAUCAUGUUGCGGACGCUUUGUCGGACCGGCGGGAUUAUUUUGCAGCAAAGCCAGCGGACGGUGCCGAGACUGUGGGUUCCAGCUGCUCAGCAGCGAUGGGCCUCCAGCCUCCCCAUGAACACCGUGGUGCUGUUUGUUCCCCAGCAGGAAGCCUGGGUGGUGGAGAGGAUGGGCCGCUUUCACCGGAUAUUACAGCCGGGUUUAAACUUCCUCAUCCCCAUACUCGACAGAAUUCGCUAUGUUCAAAGUCUCAAAGAAAUAGUGAUUGAUGUCCCAGAGCAGUCUGCAGUAUCUCUAGAUAAUGUGACUCUACAGAUUGAUGGGGUGCUUUAUUUAAGGAUCCUGGACCCUUUUAAGGCCAGCUAUGGCGUCGAGGAUCCAGAAUAUGCAGUCACACAGCUGGCGCAGACCACCAUGCGUUCAGAGCUGGGCAAACUUACACUCGACAAAGUUUUCAGGGAAAGGGAAUCCCUGAACUCCAACAUCGUCCACUCCAUCAACCAAGCAUCAGAUGAGUGGGGAAUCCGCUGCCUCCGCUACGAAAUCAAAGAUAUUCACGUACCACCUCGUGUCAAAGAAUCCAUGCAGAUGCAGGUGGAAGCUGAGCGUAAAAAGAGAGCCACGGUGCUGGAGUCUGAAGGCACAAGAGAGGCUGCCAUCAAUAUUGCCGAGGGCUGUAAACAAGCCCAGAUUCUGGCGUCAGAGGGUGAAAAGGCUGAGCAGAUCAAUAAAGCGGCCGGUGAGGCUCAAGCAGUUUUAGCCAAAGCUGAAGCAAAAGCCAAGGCUAUACGUAUGCUGUCUGAGGCUCUGACCGAACAAAAUGGAGAUGCAGCUGCUUCGCUAAGUGUGGCAGAACAGUACGUGUCUGCUUUCUCCAACCUAGCUAAACAGUCCAACACUAUCCUUCUGCCCACCAACACUGGCGACAUCAGCGGGAUGGUCUCGCAGGCUAUGACCAUUUACAGCAAGCUGGCAACGGUGAGCCCAAAACUGUCACACGAAGGGGAGGCAGAGAAGAAGGACAACCUGGUCAACCAGCUGCUAUCAUCUGAAGAACCAAGGACUCAGUGAAUGAACUCGUAGUGAUAAAUGACAUAAAACCGGAUGAACCAACUUUGAGUUUUCAAUGUCAAGGCAUCGCUGUGUGAGCAACAGUUCUGUCGUCUGACAGGAUACAAAGGAAAAUGUUAUAAAGUCUCGCCAUAAAGUUCUGGGGGACAAAAAUGACGCUUUUUUUGUUUGAAGGUCUGGCUGACUGUUGUUUAUAUUUAAUUAUCGCCUGAUCCACUCAAGUGUGUUCACACCAGUAACGGGAAUGUCAGCAGACAUGGAUGCAAGAAGAAUUCAGUCCUCAGCCAAUUCUUUUACUUAUCACAUCUGUCGUAUCUGUUAAUACAUAAAACAUUUCUACUACGAAAGUUGAUGUAAAACAUAAAAUGUCAUUUAGCACAUUUUUCUCCCACUUUCACAUCUGUUUCUCUCAAAUGACUACACUCUGGUUCUGUUGAAUCAUUAGUUUUGAUGUUGACCCUGGGGAAUCGUUGGAUAUUUAGGCCUUUUUCAAGCAGUGGCGAUUCAUCAAACAUCUUCAGCAUCAGUGGGACCAGUAUUUAAGCUGCUGCUGCAUUUGAUGUCUGCACAGAUGUUCCCAACAAUUGGGAAAGUCCUUUUUGGCCCACAUUAUUAUUUAAAACAUGAUAUCCCCUGAAAACAUUCACACAGUCUGCUUUAAAACUAGUUUUGCAAAUGCAGAAAUAGAGAAAAUAAUGUUCAGUAUCCCACUCAGUUGGUGUAUGAAAUGCUGAGAUGCUUUCAGUACAAGUGAUAUAACAAUGUAUUUAUUACACUAUAAAA
This is a messenger RNA of Cololabis saira (Pacific saury), 1978 nucleotides long. RefSeq names its product stomatin (EPB72)-like 2 (gene stoml2). NCBI's taxonomy places the organism in Eukaryota, Metazoa, Chordata, Actinopteri, Beloniformes, Belonidae. The coding region runs from base 128 to 1195 and encodes 355 amino acids. The transcript has 10 exons. The record is from RefSeq and is a predicted model, not a curated record. Gene Ontology annotation, cellular component: membrane.